Seriola aureovittata is the source of this 3285-nucleotide messenger RNA. RefSeq names its product transmembrane protein 88 (gene tmem88bl). Gene Ontology annotation, molecular function: PDZ domain binding. The coding region runs from base 431 to 952 and encodes 173 amino acids. NCBI's taxonomy places the organism in Eukaryota, Metazoa, Chordata, Actinopteri, Carangiformes, Carangidae. The record is from RefSeq and is a predicted model, not a curated record. Gene Ontology annotation, cellular component: plasma membrane. The transcript has 3 exons.
ACACCCCACACAUUAAUUUGGUUAUUUAGGCUAUGUAUUUUUCGUGUGUUCGUGUGUGUUCUGUUAAAAAAUUUGAAACAAAAAUAUUUUUCAUUUAAUAUAACGCCCUUUAUUGUUUGUUUGUUUGUUUGUUUGUUUACGCAGGAAAUUGAACUGUUGUGCGGCCGCGUGAGCGCGCACUUAACGGUUCUGCGCGCGGUCUGGAGUCGGUCGCUCCCACAGACUCACAGAGGCUCCUCACAGCAGCAUCACCUCAGCAGCGCAGGGUUCAACUCACAGGUGCUCUUCUCUGCUGCUGUUUAUAAAAAAUAACCUGCCACUGAAAGUCUUUAUUUAAUUUUGUACAGAAACUAUAAGCGCUCCAGGUCGAUCACUGGGAGACGAAUUCAACAAACACACCCAAGGAAUUAACGGGAUUUGUACCUGGAAGAUGUGUGGUAUGGACGUGGAUCUGGACGAUGGCGGUUCAGGGGAGGAGGAGAAAGAGGAGGAAUUCUGGGUCGGGGAGGGGGUGAAGAUGCUGCCCCCUCCCGUGGCCCACAGUGGCGGCAGUGCAUGGGGCAGCCGCAGGGGCAGGUGUGGCUGCGUGGCCUGCGGGGCGGCUCUCAUCCUCUGGAACCUGUGCAUCGUCUUAGCGAGCGCUCUGCUCCUGGCUGUGGUCUUCUCUGUGGUGCUGCUGCCUGCGAUGGUGCUGCUCUAUGCCGGUUUCCUCUGCCAUUCAAGGGUCCUUGAUGCCCCAUCCGCUAUCUGCCGUUACCUUGACGACAACAGCUGCUCCGCCCUCAUUAUCCUGGGCUUUGUGAUGAUGUCGCCACUCGUGGUUGUGGCGGCCGCAAUCUUCUGCGGGCUUCUCCGAAGGUUUCGACUCCUGCUUCUCAUUCAGCCGAUCUCACGUGCUUGGUACCGAGGGCGGCUGCUAGACUGGGUGAGCAGCGUUCAUGCCUGGGUCUGAUCGAAACAGAACAGGAGGCGCAGAGGGUUGCAGGAUAACAAUCAGGAUUGAUCAGAAAGUUAGAUCAGUGUGAUAUCAACCAGAGAGGAACAAGGGGUAGCGAAAUUAUCAGGAGAAUCAUAGAAUAUGAUGCAAUUCUAUACAAUAGUCCUAUAAUGAAUCUAAAGCCGGAGAUGAGUUUUUGUUUGUCAGAGAAAUGUCAGAUCAAAUAGAUGGUAGCCUGUUAAGGAAUAGAUUAAUAUUUUGGGAAAUCACUCUUAUUUGCUUGGUGAGAGUCUACAACCGGCAGACAGUUAGCUUAGCUUAGCAUAAAGACUGGAAAUAGGUGAAAACAGCUAGCCUGACGCUGACCAAAGUUAAAAAUUUGACUACCAGCACCUCUUAAGAGCACUAUUUAACAUGUACCUUAUGUUUCCUUUGUUUAAUCACUACGUAAACAGAAAUGUAGCAACAACAAGUUGUUGUUUUAUGGGUGGUCAUGUACAGGACUAUUUCUCAGCCAGGACCAGUCACUUCCUGGAGUCUGUGCUGUCUCUGGCUGGCAAAUGACAGGACUCCAUUUUAACACCUUGGUUUUGUUCAGAUUAAACAAACAAGAUAUAACGUGUUCAUCAGUGAGCUGUAGUGGUGCUGGUAGGUGGAUUUUAUCAGCUUAAGACAUAUCCAAGCUAGCAGUUCCCCCUUGUUUCUAGUUUUUGUACUUAGCUAAGCUAAUUGCCUCUUGUCUCUAGCUUUAUACAUCAGUGAGAGUGGUAUCAAUCUUCUCAUUUACCUCUCAGAAAGAAAGCGAAUAAUUCUGUUUUCCAAAAUGUUGAACUAUUUCUUCAAGACCAAGUAUUGUGGUUUUGCUAAAUUGGAUUGUAUACAGAAAUAUGGCUUUUAUUUUAUCUACCCCCGCACAUUUCAUAUUGUGAUUUGUUACAAGUACAAAAAAUAAGAUUGUACUUAAGUUCAUUGUAGCAAUUUCCACCUUAUUUGGCUUUGGAGUAGAAACUGGCUAAUUUUCUGUGAUUAAUAGAGUGAUGUCUUUGUACGUUAACCCCACAUUGAAAAAUCACAAAGUUUCCAAAACAUAUUGUGCACUCAUUUUAUCUGAGAGAACAAAAUGCAUCCUGGGACAGUCCAGAGAGAAAAGAACCACUUAAAUCUUUAUGGAAAAUAAGUGUAGGCUGUCACACAAAUAACACUCAAAGAAUUGUCAUUUUGAUGAAGUUAUAAUUUGAGUCACAAACUGGUUUAUGGUGGCAGAAUUCAAUUACACUUUGUGCAUAAAACUGAUAUUUUUGUGACCCAGCUAUAUUGACAUAGUUACAUGUGGCAUAUUCUCUGAAAUUUAUUGCUGUGACGUUAUUUGUGGUUACGCAUUAGAAGUCUAGCAAGAAGUCAAAACAUAAUUGCAAACAUCAUAUUUGGUGAUCUGCUUUGAGUUUAACUUGAUCCAGUAUUUGGGGCUCAUUUUCCUGGGACGUUCAAACACUCUGAAAAACAGGGUGGAUGAUGUAAAUGUUUGAUACAAAGCAGCGUAUGAGGACUUUAAUAUUGUCUGUGAGGUGGAUUAAAUGGAACAGGUUUGAAACAGGUUUAUCUGAUGUAGCAUCAUUAGCAGUCUCGUGUUGUGUGGGGGAGGGCCUACAUGAAACAUUUAAUUUUAGUGGAUCUUUUAGAUCAUAUUGUGCCAUAAAAACACACUUUUCAUGAUCAAAACAACAGAAGUUGACAGUAAGACAAAGUAAUGGCUGUUUAGUGGGAGCCAGGUAUUAAGGAGGGAUUUUAAUUAUCAGACCAGGAACUCAUUCUACUGCCUCUUUGCUUUCAGGUUAUUUAAAUUCAUCAGCGACGCACACACACACACACACACACACACACACACACACACACACACACACACACACACUGCACAUCCUUUUUAUCAGCAUGUCCUGGCUCUGUAAUUAAGUGUUCAGAUUUGAGAUUUCAUUUCUCAGAAGAAAGUCUUAAAUCACAUUUUAUGAGCAGCAGGUAUUACAUGCCCUGUGCUGUUGGUAUCAUAUUGAAAUGUGUUUAUUUUUUAUUUAAAUGUAUUUAUUUGUGUUGUCUGUUUAUGCCCCAGUUUUAUAAUUUAUCCCCCAUUGAUUGUAAAACCUUUGUUAACAUUUAUGAAUAUGUGUUGGUUCUAGUAUUUGAGAAAAAUGUACAAAAAAUAGUUUAUUUCUUUCCAGGUUAUAUGCGAAUACAUAUCACACCUAAAAUAAUUGAAAAGAUUACAGUGGCCAAUGUAGGUUUUUUUUUUUGUUCAGCUUUUCAUUUUAGUGUUUAGUGACCUUCCAUCAAUAAAAAGAUGACCUUUUUUUCCC